Messenger RNA from Didymodactylos carnosus, 468 nucleotides. The record is from the annotation of a GenBank genome assembly. NCBI's taxonomy places the organism in Eukaryota, Metazoa, Rotifera, Eurotatoria, Philodinida, Philodinidae.
AUGGUUGACACGCAUGUCUUAUCUCGUUUAUUUAUUAUCGUUAUUGUCGCUCAUUUUAUUACUGAUCAAGCAAACGGCGUGUCACCAGUUCCCGGUAAAAAAAUAACAACACCAUUUGGUACAAAAGGGAAUUGGGCAGGUGGUUUUCAUACGGCGGAUGAUUAUGCAUGUCCUGUUGGAACAAAAGUAGUAGCAACAAGAGCUGGAGUUGUUAAAAGUGGAAAUUGGGGUGCAGCCCUUGGGCUACACAUUUUAAUUGAAUCUAAAGAUGCCAGUGGGAAGACGAUUCGACAUAUAUAUGCACAUUUAAGUAAAAAAAUAGCGAAAGUUGGUGAUACUGUUAAAGCUGGACAAGAAAUAGCCAAAAGUGGCAAGUCAGGAACAGUUACUGGUCCUCAUCUUCAUUAUGGAGAACGAACAGCACCAUAUGCUUAUAACAAUCAUCGAAAGCCACAAUUUAAUAGAUAA